AUGUAUAAAUUAACAGAAACACCAGUACCAUAUUUGAUAAUACAUGGUGUGGAGGGCAGAAACAUUAUGUACCAAAUCAGGUUCCUUACAGUUGCACCUCAACAGGAGGGAAGUGUUAAAGAAGAACCAAUUUCAGAAAUUCAAACCAGACGGACCUGGCAGUUUGACUGGGCAUUAAAUAAACUGGAUAACUCUGUCAGGAAAACUGGCCGCAUCCGUAAAACCCUUCUACUAAAAAUCUUCCAUGAAAUAUGCAAAACAGGGUGUCCAGGAAGUAACCAGACCUUGCUUUUGCUGCGAAGUUGUGGUACUCUUUUACCAGAGGUAUUGUUACCUGAAAGAACAGAACUAGCCCAUAUGAUGUGGGACAAGAUGAAAGAACUGGGUGCUGUGUAUGAUACAAGCCAUUAUAAUGCUUUACUUAAAGUCUACCUUCAGAACGAGCACAAAUUUUCUCCGACAGAAUUCUUAGCCAGAAUGGAGGAAGCUAAUGUGCAGCCCAAUCGAGUUACAUACCAAAGGUUGAUUGCUGCUUACUGCAAUGAGGGUGACAUUGAAGGAGCGAGUGAGAUUCUUGGAUUUAUGAAGAACAAAGAUCUCCCAAUCACUGAGGCAGUAUUCAGUAGCCUUGUGAAAGGUCAUGCAAGAUCAGGAGAUGUGAAAAGUGCAGAAAAUAUCCUUUCAGUGAUGAGGAUGGCUGGUGUUGAACCGGGUCCAGACACCUAUUUAUCUCUUCUGAAUGUGUAUGCUGAAAAGGGUGAUGCUGAUAGCAUCAAAAAGACUAUAGAAGAGGUUGAGAAGACUGAAGGUUACGUUAUGGAUCGGAUUUUGAUGCAGGUGAUUUUUAGCCUUGCCAAGGCUGGAUAUCCUCAGUACAUUGAAGAUAUUAAAGAACGCAUACGAUUUGAAAAGGAAUUACUUCCAGAUGCAAUGAACCUGUGUUUGACUCUCGUAACUCAUGGCUUUGAAGAUAUAGGUUUCCAUAUUUUGAAGUCUCUUAAUCCUUUAUCACGUGGUAAUGUGGACCACGGUAACUUCUUCUUGCAACAUUGUGUAAAUAGAGAUAUGCCUGUGAACAAGCUGAAGCAAUUUUGUACUGAGUUAAAAGAAGCAGAAAUGCACUCAGCACCAUUACCAUUUAUUUUGCGUUGUGCUUUGGAGACCAACAAAUCAGCCUUGGCCAUUGAUGUGAUGAAGAUAAUGAAAGAGGAAGGCUUGCCACUCAGACCUCAUUAUUCCUGGCCACUGCUAGUUGUGUUCCAGAAAGAGAAGAAUCUUGGAGGUAUCUUUGAGGUCCUCAAAGUGAUGCACGAGUUGGGGGUGGAACUUGAUGUGGAAACGUACACAAACUAUGUUUUUAAAAAUUUUGCUGAUAGUGAAACUGCCCGUGCCCAGCUGAAGAAAAAUGACUGCCUGUUUGAAACUGUUGGACUCUCUGUAGCAGAAAUAAGAUAUGAAGCAGCACAUGGAAGACUGAACAAUGUUCUUGAUAUAUCCCUUGCUGAAAGGUCCCAGUGCAGUCAGGUUUUUACAGGGGUUAAUUCUAUCAUGAUAGUGAAGGCAAAUGAUAACUACUUCAUACAGGACUUAAAUGCAUCUAGAACUUUCAGGGAUUUUUUUUUUUUUUUUUUUUUUCCUCCUAUUGAUAUUCACCAUUUUAGAAACAGCCUUAUUUUGGGCUUUAAAAGCUCAGAUGAUGUAUCUCUUUGGAGCAAGAUAACAGAACUGUUGUACAAGGAUGAACGUUAUUGCCUGACGCCUCCAGGACCAACUGAAGCUGUUGGCUAUUUUCUUUAUCACUUGAUUGACAGCAUGAGUGACUCAGAGGUACAGGCCAAGGAGGAGCGUUUGAGACAAUACUUCCAUCAGCUGAAGAAGAUGAAUAUAGUUAUCCCUACAAGCCACUACAGCGGCAUUUGCAGACUGCUGGACCCCUCUCAAGUUCCUGAAUUAAUUAAGGAUGCAAGGUUAUUGCCUCAUAAAAAAUCCCUGACUACAGACAACAUUCCAGAAAGUGCUAAAUCUGACGUGUCUGCUUUGGAGAAGAAACUAGAAAAGCGAAAAGCUGAAAACCAGCCUAUUACAGAUGUCUUGAAACAACUCGUACAUGCUCUUUGUGAAGAAGAGAAUAUGCAAAAAGCCCUUGAAGUGAAAGCCAAAUACGAACCGGACAUGGUUGUCGGUGGCUAUGCAGCCUUAAUAAAUUUGUGCUGUCGACAUGAUAAUGUAGAAGAGGCAAUGAACCUGAAAGAAAAAGUCUUCCCUAAGAAUUCACCUGUUGCUCUUGACACGGGAAAGUACAUAGCACUGGUAGAAGUCUUAGCAAAGCAUGGCAGACUAGAAGAUGCUAUUAACAUUCUAACAGAGAUGAAAGAGAAGGAUGUUCCUAUCUCAGACAGAACAGUUGCAUCUUUUUUCCGCAUUCUUAAUGCUGCUGCCAUGCGAGGUGAAGUUGAAACAGUGCAUCGAUUACAUGAGACCAUUGUGAACCUGGGGUUGCCAGAAACUGCUGUCCUUCAUUCCCCUCUGAUUACAGUUCACCUUGAAAAGGAUGACAUGACUGCAGCUCUGGAAGCUUUAAUGAACUGUUACAAGAAGUAUGGUAAAAUUCUUCAGCUUCAUAACAUCUACUGUAGACUGAUAGAAAAAGGAGACGCUGAUCUUCUGCAAAAGGUUUCAGAUUUUAUAAGCAGCGAAUAUGGUGACAUGAUGGCUCUUUAUGAUCUCUUCUUUGCCUUCUUGCAAACAGGAAAAUACAAAGAGGCCAGGAAGGUCAUUGAGACUCCCGGCUUAAGAGCACACACUGGACGAUUGCACUGGUUUGCAAAGAGGUGUAUAUCAAGCAAUCAGAUGGAGACUUUGGAACACUUGGUAGAAUUAACUCAAAAUCUAUUUGAAUGUGAUAGAGAUGAGAUGUAUUACUUCCUGCUUCAACUGUGUGAGAGCAACGGUGACUGGAGAAAGGCUGAAGCUGUUUGGACUAAAAUUCAAGAAGAAAAUGUUGUUCCUCGUGAGAAAACACUAGCUUUACUGGCUGAUAUACUUGAGAAGAAUGGUCAGGUUGUUCCAUUUGAUGUACCGAAGGUUAGACAUGAAGAUUCCAGUUUAACUGAUUCUAAUGUGGAAGAAAGAAGAAUAAAGAUACUUUGCAGGAAAAACAAUGCAAAAGAGGCCUACAAUAUUUUCCUCGAAAUGCAAGGGAAGAAGGAGUUUCAUCAUCGUUCUUAUGACAUCCUUAUAAAAGCGUUAUUAAUGCAGAAUUGUCUUGAAGAAGCCAUUGAAGUGAAACACGCUGCUGAGACCCACAUCAAGGGCUUCACACUGAACAGUGCUGCCAGCAGCCUCCUCAUCAUAUCGCAAGUUAGGCGGGAUUAUUUGAAAGAUGCCAUGGCUGUUUUAAAAGGAAUACUUGACAGUGGUGUGUUGCCUACUAGACCAGCAGUUACUGCGCUCAUUCAGGCUCUGGCAGAAAAAGGAGACCUAAAGAACCUGCAAGCACUUAAAAACAUGCUGGAAGACAUCACAAAAUUAAUUGGUGUAUCUGCCUCACUAAUUGCUAAUGCUAUUGCUUUGGCUCAUACUAAAAACAAUGACCUUGAUGCUGCUGUGGAAUACCUUGAGCCUCUGCUUAUCUCUGGUGCACAGAAUCCUGAUCAAGCUGUCAAAAAUAUUUCCUAUUUGUUAAGAAAGGUGUCUGAGGAAGGAUUAGAACCAGCUUUUGAAAAAUUUGGUGUGAUGGCAGAACGACUGGCCAGUCAGUUCGGAAUUUACAGACCUGUCACAGAUCUUUUCCUUCAAUAUGUCAGUGCAGACAGAGUGGAUGAUGCCAGAUCGUUGAUACAGAGAUAUGGUGCAUCAAUUGAGAAGAGAGAUUUAGUGACAUUUAUGGCUAGAUCAGCAUCUAAACCUGGACAGGCAAAGAAGAUUGAGACACUUCUAGAACUGAUUCCUGAGCAUCUAGAUAUGGAAAUUACAUACCGUUACCUCAUGAAAUGUUACGAAUUGGAUGGGGAUGUUGCUUCUGUAAAGGCUGUGUAUGAGAAAACAAAAGCAAAGAAUAUACAGCUGCACGAGCUAACUCUGAAAUCUUUAGCAGUUUUUCUGAAGAAAGUAGGAGAGCCUGUCCCUUUCACUGAACCCCCUGAGACAUUCAAGUUCUAUGUGGAACAAUUGAGGAAAAGAAGAUUUGAAACAUCAUGAACAGACAGUCUUUUAUGCUUUAGUUGUUUAUGAAAUUGUUUAAAUAUUACACUCAAUAAAAAUUUUAAAAAGCAUGUUGCUCUGUGUAAUUUUUAAUGUAAAUCUGUUUAAGCAGCACUUUGCGUAGCUGUAAUGGAUAGAAACAUUCAUUAAUAGAGAUGCUGUUAAAAUUGCUAGUGAAAUAUCAAGAUGCAGCAUUCUAGGCUAUUUCUGUUUUGAUGUAUGAUCUGCUAUAACCUGAACUGUGUUGUGGCUCUUGUUGAUUCACCAAAUACAUGUAUAUCAAGAAAGUUGCUGGAGGGGUAUGUAACUAACUUAAUCAAACUGUCUUAUCCUUUGUUGUUCUUUGCCCAGUCAAUGUACUUUGGGGUGAAAGCAGAAGGGUAAAGAAUCUGUAUCUGCACAGAAAAUAAACACAUCUUUUUUUA
Messenger RNA from Athene cunicularia (burrowing owl), 4628 nucleotides. RefSeq names its product leucine rich pentatricopeptide repeat containing (gene LRPPRC). Gene Ontology annotation, molecular function: protein binding. The transcript is spliced from 39 exons. The record is from RefSeq and is a predicted model, not a curated record. Lineage: Eukaryota; Metazoa; Chordata; Aves; Strigiformes; Strigidae. The coding region runs from base 1 to 4200 and encodes 1399 amino acids.